This is a messenger RNA of Dermacentor andersoni, 1017 nucleotides long. RefSeq lists its product as uncharacterized. Lineage: Eukaryota; Metazoa; Arthropoda; Arachnida; Ixodida; Ixodidae. The record is from RefSeq and is a predicted model, not a curated record.
UGGCUAGAUUGACAGCAAACACAGCUGCGCGUCCACCCCAGCUAUAUACGGGCGCAAUAUGCCUCGAGUUCCGUAACCAUGGCUGGUACAGGGUGGGUUCUGCCACUAUUCUACCUUAUUGGCGUUGUGAUGCCCGAGGUGCACCACUUCUCUAGAAGCCCUUGGCUUUGCCAUCGAUUCAUGUCACUGGUACCUACAUUUUACGCAAGACAGUGCACUUUUCCGUGCCGCCUGCUUUCCGAAGAUGCUCAUUUCCGUAGCACACCUCCAAUAAUUUUUCGGAUGGAGCAGGACGGGACGCCUUGCACUACCUUCAGCGAAUUCACCGGGGAGCACCAGGUUGGUCACUGCAUUAGUGGCACCUGCGUGUCACUGCAAGCUCACCAUGCGCUGAAGCGGCAGAAGCGGUCUUUGCUUCUCGCUCUCACAGCAGUUCGCGCGGUAAAGAGGCUUAAACAAGCGAUUGGCAGUCGCGGACAAGUGUAAUAUCUGGACGUAAAGACAGGCGCUCCCAGUGAUGGUAAAAGUGAAAAUAAAUUACGUGCAAUUUACAAAAUGACAAAUACUUUAGCGCAGGAGAGGAGGCGGAUACAGCUUCAAUAGCGAAGCAGAUUGGAUUCAUAGAUAAGCUGAACAAUUGCUAUCCGAAUGUAAUUGUAUGUACAGACAGUAACUGUACGUAACUGUGCAGACACCACAAUGAUAAAAAUAACUUUUGCACAGAAAGGCUCGCAUUCAUGCAGAAACAAUAUGCAGUCCGGGACACGGAGAUGAGAUAAAGAAAGGGAGAUUAGAGAUAAGGACCAGGAGAUUAGACAGGGAGAUGUCGGUGCCAAGGAAAACUUGGUUCAAUUUUCCCUUUGACAUUACGUGUACUGGGUGAUUAAGUUCUUUGAAAGCCGAAGAUGAACACAGCAGAUAAACCACCACAGUGACUUCCAUGGAGGUGGAGUAGCAGCAGCUUUGUCAUAGUAACGAAGGCAUUACAAUAAAACUUUCGAAAUGCUUAUCAGUAUA